This is a messenger RNA of Manduca sexta (tobacco hornworm), 1359 nucleotides long. RefSeq lists its product as uncharacterized. The record is from RefSeq and is a predicted model, not a curated record. Bases 16 to 771 code for a protein of 251 amino acids. The transcript has 3 exons. Lineage: Eukaryota; Metazoa; Arthropoda; Insecta; Lepidoptera; Sphingidae.
GUACUUGCUGUGUAAAUGCGAGUUGUGUCGCUACAUGCUCAGGCAACGGACCUCGAGUGGCGCACGGUCGCGUGGGGCAGUGGUGUGCAGAGCGCAUGCGGGUUGGGAAAUGCGCAUGUGUGGUGUGUGGCGGUGGGGGUUGAGCCGGCGGGGCGCAAGGCGCGUGCGCCGGCCGCCAGUAAUCCGCGCCGCGCCAUGGUGUCCACACGCUCGCUCGCCGUGUUCCUAGUCGCUCUGCUGGCGCUGGCCGCCGCCGCUCCCCCUGCGCCGCUGCACCGCCAGCGCCGACAGCUCGCCGACGACGACGCGCUGCAGCCGCUUCAGGACGCCGAGGGCGACGAGCAGGCCCGCGAGAAACGCAAACUGGAGGGCGCCACGCAGGCCAAGUUUGGCAUCAAGAACGCCGUGCUCGGCUUCGUGUUCGGGAAAAUCAAUUCGUUGAUCGACGCGAAGACGCGGUUUGUGGAAUCACUCGACCGGCAAAACAUCGAGCUGAACAAGCAAUACGGCAUCGAGCCGCCGUCGAGCGGUGGGCUGGCGUCGCUGAGCGGCGUUGUGGGCCAGGUGAUCGGGCCCAAGCUGCAGCUGCUGGGGCCCAAGAUCCAGGCGGUGACCGGACUGCUGGGCGGCGCGUCGGGCGGCUCCGGCGGCUCAGGUGGGAGCGGGCUCGGCUCCAUCCUGUCACUCGUCACGUCGCUGUCGGGCUCCUCGUCCGGCGGCGGCGGGGGCACCGUUGAGACAGUUGACUCCUCCGAGGAGGACAGCUCGUGAUUGCCUCCAGUCUGAACACGCCAUGGGCCUCCCCUCCCCACGUUCGUCAGGCGCUCGCUCACACGCCGCUCACGCCUAGUGAGCGUUCGUAACUAAAUGUAGAUCCGUUCGGCUCAAUCAUUAAUUAAAUUAUGGUUUCCUAUUAGGAACUGGCGUCAUACAACAACCGCAAUCUUGCGAAUGUAAAGAGGCUAUUAAUUAUUGUAAUUAUGGUUUUAGAAAACGCUCUCUAGGAAAAUUUAGCUUCUUAGCUUCUUGUUUUCGGUGAAGAUUAAGAGUCUCUAUGCGGCGGAUGUGUGACGACAGCGCUAUCUCUAGGAAGCCCUAUUCGAAGCGGUCCGUAGGCGCGGCACGUCGGCGCCCUACUCAGGCAGCGCGUGCGGACGUGCCGCUCCAACCCGCCGAGCCGUGGCGUGUUCCGGCGCGGCCGUGUGUACAGUCCGCGCCCAUAGCUUCCCUCCCCAGUGCUCGCUCGAGUUGCAGGCGAACGCCACUCUUUCUCUCUCUUCAUGCUCAAUGUAUUUAUAUAUGUGUAUAUUGUAAAUAGUAUUAGGUGUGCGAUGGUGAUAUUAAACGUUUACUUCACAA